CAAGUGAUCAGAGUUACGCCAAUCCUGUGCAGCAAAACUCCCAGACUGCACCGCUCGCGGAUAUUGCGCAAGCAACGCACGUAAGCACGUCGUAUUCACGGACUGGACCUACGCCUCACUGCGUAAACUUGUCAGAAUUUGGCGCGAGGCGAUUGCAGUCCUACAGAUUUGAAAACAGGGACUAUCUACAUUUCUCUGCUUUGGACACAGUCGUUUAAACAGGAUUAUGCUCGCCGCCGUCGUCACAAGGAGCUGAAAGAGUACCAGCACAAUGUCUGUUGCCGUGGGAAGCACAGUGUCCAGGGUGCCCCUCCCUAUCCCAACCCACUUGUCCAAUGCAGAGCAGUGCUUCUCCCUCAAAAAGCGCCGGCCCCCGUUUUCUUCACCGGUGGCCGACUCCCCCUGCUCGUCCCCCGCUCGACUCUCAUAUUCCCUCCCUCCCGUUCCGCCGUCCAAGGGCUGCCCGUCUCUGAGUCGGGUGUUUCCUCAGCAAACUUCCCCUUGGACACCACUCUCUAAUUCGCUCAGCAAAUCUCCACAACCAAACUCAGUCUAUGAUCCCAGUAAACCUAAGUCCUACUUCAGCCAGUGCUUUACUAAUUUGGGCCUCUUGGGAAGAGGAUCCUUUGGAGAGGUUUAUAAGGUGCAAAGUAUCAAAGACAGCCGUCUGUAUGCCGUGAAGCGCUCCGCUCAUCGCUUCAGAGGUAACAACGACAGAAAACAAAGUGUGAGAGAAGCCAGAAACCACGAGCGCGUUUCUCCUCAUCCUCACAUCCUGGACUUUGUGGCAGCGUGGGAGGAAAAYGGCCGACUCUACAUCCAGACGGAGCUGUGCAGCACCAGCUUGCUGCUUCACGCUGAGAACAAACCUCCUGGCCCAGAUGAGCCUGCAGCGUGGGCUUACCUGUGCGACCUCCUCUCUGCUCUGCAGCACCUGCACUCUCAUGGUUUUGUACAUCUGGACCUAAAGCCCGCCAACGUCCUCAUUACGGACUCGGGCCGUCUCAAGCUCGGGGACUUCGGCCUGCUGCUGGAGCUCAAGCAGACGAGCACAGAGCACCACAAAGGGAAAAUAAAGGAGGACUCUCAGGAGGGCGAUCCCAGAUACAUGGCGCCCGAGCUGCUCCGCGGGGAAUAUGGACCUGCUGCGGAUGUGUUUAGUUUGGGUGUUUCUAUUCUGGAGCUGGCCUGUAAUAUUGAGGUACCAAACGGGGGCGAGGGAUGGCAGCAGCUYCGAAAGGGUCAUCUUCCCUCGGAGUUCACAAAUGGCCUGUCUGUUGAGCUGCAGUCAGUCCUGCGGAUGAUGCUGACCCCGGAACCAUCGGAGAGGCCAACCGUCUGCGAGCUUCUCGCUCUCCCCUCUGUUAGAAAACACCGGUGGAAGAGGCGCAUUUAUCUCAUGGCUGCGGAGGCAAUGCUGACACUGGUCUCCUUGUGCCAAUGGGUGGCGUGCUUUGGAUGCAGGCUCCUCUCRUCGUUUCACUUAUCCUUCCUCUCACGCUGGACCAAACCUUUGCCCUGCACUCCUCCUAAGGGCAGCUGGGACAGGGAUUUAACCCUCAGCUCCAUGCACACUGACCUGGAGAGUCUCGAGGAUGACGCUGUUUUUCUGCAUCAUGCAGACCCAAAACUUUCCCCCACGUUUUCACACAGGGUCAAAUCCACACUAGAAGUCACAUCCACUCCUCUCCCGGGUUCACCGAUACGCAGUCGCCAAAGUCCCGCCCACACACCCGCUCGCUCAAGUCUGUGUGACUGGUCUGACUUGGCCCUGUCUGACUUGGCCCUGACCCCUUCCAGUAUCCAUCCAAACGGCUCCUUCCACACACUCACGCCCAGCGACAGCCCCACACACACCGGCCCGUCGUUCACCAGUUCCUCAGAGCGAUCUGGUCGUAGCUGGGUCCGCACAGAGGAGCCCGUACCCCGACUCAACUUUGAACCAAAGAACCUGUUGAGUCUGUUUGAAAAGACAACGGAAGAGGAACAGCCUGAGCCAUGAGUACAAACUUUACCUUCACGUCGGGUCAAGAAAAAAACAAACGCAUAAGCUUUACUGUUGAACUUUUUUUCCCCCCCCCGCUGUUUUUUGUUCCAGCAGCUUAUUUUAACAUGUUUUUGAAAAAAGAUUUAAAUAAAAGGUCUGAACAUGUAAUCAGACCUUCAAACACUUUUACGUUUGUGUGAACGCUGUAAGUUGCUGAUCUAGCAUGGCAUGAUUUAUAUUUGGAUAACUUCUCUGUAGCCUGUUGAACUCGAGUCAUUUACAACAUGAGCUACAAAAAUAAACUUGUGGAAUGUGUUGUGACGUUAAAGCUCCUGCAAACACAAA
Messenger RNA from Austrofundulus limnaeus, 2332 nucleotides. It is a transcript of the gene pkmyt1, whose product is annotated as protein kinase, membrane associated tyrosine/threonine 1. Gene Ontology annotation, biological process: meiotic cell cycle; protein phosphorylation; negative regulation of G2/MI transition of meiotic cell cycle. NCBI's taxonomy places the organism in Eukaryota, Metazoa, Chordata, Actinopteri, Cyprinodontiformes, Rivulidae. Bases 272 to 2002 code for a protein of 576 amino acids. The record is from RefSeq and is a predicted model, not a curated record. The transcript is spliced from 8 exons. Gene Ontology annotation, cellular component: nucleus; cytoplasm. Gene Ontology annotation, molecular function: ATP binding; protein kinase activity.